Molecule: messenger RNA, 5595 nt
Organism: Colias croceus (clouded yellow)
Lineage: Eukaryota; Metazoa; Arthropoda; Insecta; Lepidoptera; Pieridae
Exons: 1
Coding region: 120-5348 (1742 amino acids)
Biological process (GO): DNA integration
Molecular function (GO): nucleic acid binding
Source: RefSeq, a predicted model, not a curated record
UUGCGCGGUGCAAGGCGGUAUUUAGCGGCGCACCGAACGAAUCGAUAGAAGGAUUCAUAGACGCAGUGGAAAGCUACAAAGAGUGCGCCAACGUGGCUGAUACCAACGCAAUUAAAGGGAUGUCAAUGUUGUUGACGUAUGAUGCGGCCACCUGGUGGCAGGGCAUUAAGAAUCAAAUAUCUACUUGGGACGAGGUCGUAUUUAACUUAAGAAGCGCUUACGGCGACCGACGGCCGCCCCACAGAAUAUACCGCGACUUGUUCGAAAACGAACAAGGGAAAGAAAAUACAGAUGUGUUCGUGGCGAAAGCUCGCGCCUUGUUGGCAAGGUUGCCACCGAGUGACUUAACGGAAAAAGUGAAACUAGAUAUGAUAUACGGCCUGUUAAACAUUCGUAUAAGAAAACGACUCCGCAGAGAGGAGUUUACGACAUUCGCCGAGUUACUAAAACACGCUAGAAAUAUUGAAGACUCCAUGGGAGAAGAGGUACGACGAGCAUCAACAGCGAGGCCAUCGCCAUCCGCCGGCGCGAGUACUUUCCGCGCCGCUCCGGCCCCCUCCGCUGCCGCCGGACCGCAGGCACGAGGCGCGCCCGCGAUGCGCGCGCGGCCUGCGGCCUCUUGUUCGCCGCCGCCGCACCGCGCCACCGCAGCCCUGCACGCGCCCGCGCCGCCGCAGCCGCAAGCGCGCGGAGCGCCUGGCGUGAACGCGACACCUCGGGCUCCUCCGACAACCUCGGCCUCCGGCUCGGGUCAUGCACGUCCCUACUGUACCUACUGCAAGCGCUACGGUCACCGACGUGAACAGUGUCGUAAGUUAGAGGACAGAGGUGAGUCUUACAGUCAUAAUAAUAACUCUUAUAACGCGAGUGAAAGUGCCGUAAAUUACGUAAAUAAAUCGGAAAAGUUCUAUAGUCUCGAAUUACCCGUGCGUGAUCGUGAUUUUCAAAAUAGUUCGUUUGGUACAGUGAACAAUGACUACUGUAAUCGUGAAAAGCUGACCGGUAUUCCUUAUGAAAAUAAGUUCUGUCAUUCGGACAUUUUGUUCACGAACGAUACAUACAACAAUCAUAAUCACAAGUCACAUCUGAUCUGUUCCCAUAAUAACCAAAAGUGUACACAAAGUACAGAUGUUGUAUGUAACGUUAACGACAAGUGUGCCUGUUAUGCUAAUAAUGUUGAAAAUGUACCUACACCUUGUAACGGAGCUAUACCGAAAUUUAAAAAGUCCGAUACCGAUUUUGUACAAAAUUGUUAUAAUUUUCGUAGUCACAAAAUCGAUGACGUAAUUCAUACCUGUACACGGGAAAAAUGUAACAAGUUUAACUUUGUAUGUAAUAAUAAUUGUGAACAAAUUCGUUGUCACAAAGGCAAUGACGUAAAGAUUUCGCACAUGUGUCCCGAAGGAAAGGGCAGUAACUCAGAUUUAUCACACAACGUUCCGUGUUCUUGUUGUAACGAUGUUAAGGGCAAGCGUACAUGUAACAGUUCAAUGCACGACGUUAAGGGCAAGCGUACAUGUAACAGUACAAUGCAAAAGUGUAUUAAGUCGGAUUUUGCAUGUAAUUGUAUUAAAUUUUCAAACUAUAAAAUCGAUGAUAUUGUAACAACCUGCCCUCAAGUAAAAGGUCAUAAGUCUGAUUUUUCACAAAAUCUUGUUACCACCGAAAAUGUUGUUUUUUCUCAAAAUGACACUAAGGGUAAGCAUACAUGUAACGGUACAAUUCAAAAGUGUAUUAAGUCGGAUUUUGAAUGUAAUUGUAUAAAUUUUUCAAACUAUAAAACCUGUAAUAAGUCAGAUUUUUCGCAAAAAUCAACGGAUGUAAAAAACAGUAACUUUACUGAUGAUGUGAAUUUAAUAUAUUGUUAUGAUGAUAAUUAUGUGCGUAUUAGGAACGAUGACGAUUUGUUGGCAUGUAGCGUCGGCGACAGGCCCGUCAAGCGUCGCGACUUACGUCCCAUUUUCAAAAUCGAGAUUUUGGGAGUAAAUGGUACAGCUUUAAUUGAUACUGCCGCGAAACACUGUAUUGCCGGUCACACACUAUAUGCUCUCCUUCUACGCAAAGGCCACCCGCUCACGCCCUCGACGAGGAAAAUUAAACUCGCCGAUGGCCACGCACGCGAAAUGAACGUUCUCACUACCACGUUGCAGGUGCGGUUGGAACACGUUAUCAUCACAAUACCAUUUCUUAUUUUCCCCGAGUCCGGCGACAAUGAGACGUUACUCGGUAUAGAUUUCCUUAGGGCUAUGGGUGUCGUUAUUAAUUUCUCCAAGGAAUUAUGGUAUUUUGACAACGAUCAUCGCGUUAAACAUACGCUAUUUUUUGAACCAACUUCGCGUGGCACUACUUGUGCCUCUACAGAUGUUCUCCGGGAUGACGAGGGUACUCAGCUGGAGUCGGCAGAACGAGACGAACUCGCCCAGAUCCUCGUUAAGCACGCGCACAUUUUCCGUCUAGGGGGAGCUCCUACGCCUUUCGCGGAGCACCGUAUAGAUACAGGUGAACAUCCACCGAUAGCAGUGCCCCCAUACCGUUUGAAUCCCGCGAAGAAAGAGGUGAUGAAAAAAGAAAUUGAGAAAAUGCUGCAGGAAGAUAUAAUUGAAGAGUGCGAGUCCGCAUGGUGCGCUCCAGCGUUGAUGAUACCUAAGGCUCGUGGGGGCGUCAGGUUCUGUGUAGAUUACAGGCGCCUGAACGCUGUUACCAAAUCGGACACGUACCCUAUGCCACUAAUUGAUGAGCUCCUGCAAUCAACAAAAAGGAACUGCUUCAUGAGCACGCUGGACCUCAGAUCUGGGUACUGGCAAGUGAGCGUCCAGAUAGAAGACAGGGAUAAGACAGCCUUCAUAUCUCCGCUUGGCAUAUAUCGCUUUAAGCGCAUGCCUUUCGGCCUCAAGAACGCGCCGGCCACAUUCCAGCGGCUGAUCGACCGCCUCCGCUCCUGCGCAUCAUUAAAGGAUGUAGUCCUGUUAGCCUAUUUAGAUGACCUCCUGAUAAUCUCAAGUGGAUUCCAACAGCACCUCAAAGACCUUGAGGCAGUUUUCGAGCGCUUGACUGAAUAUAACCUCCAUGUAAAUAGGGAGAAGUGUGUUUUUGCAAGGGAGAGAGUAAAGUACCUUGGACACAUAAUCACACAGGAAGGCGUCUCCAUCGACAAUGAUAAAGUAAGCGCGGUACUCGAAAUGAAGGAGCCGGCCAAUCUCAAGCACAUGAGAACCUUCCUUCAAACGUGUUCGUGGUUUAGGAAAUUUAUUCCUAACUUUUCCCAAGUGGCUGAACCGUUAACGCGUUUGACACGAAAGAACCAACCAUGGACUUGGGGUGAAGCUCAAUUACAAGCGUUCAAUGAGCUCAAGCGGUUGCUGACUUCAGCCCCAAUUUUGACCCAAGCUGAUUUUAGUCGGCCUUUUAUAUUACGAACGGAUGCCAGUAAUUACGCUUUAGGAGCUGUUUUACUUCAGGGGGAGUUAAAAGAGGAAAGACCAAUCGAGUACGCGAGUCGACUCCUUACCUCAGCGGAACGAAACUACUCUACCACCGAGCGUGAAGCUCUAGCGGUGGUAUGGGCAGUCGAACGUUUCAGAUCAUACCUCGAUGGGCAACCCGUUAUUAUUGGAAGUGAUCACCAACCACUCCGCUGGCUGCUGACCCUAAAAUCACCAACCGGUCGAUUAGUGCGGUGGGCUCUCAAACUCCAGUCGUUUGAUAUACAAUUCCAGUAUACUCCAGGUAAAGCAAAUGUUGUGGCCGACACAUUAAGUAGGCCGAUCUGCACAGGAGAAACCCGCGAUCAAUGCGGCAUUUGCACUGUAAUAAUAGACGUACCUGUGAAGAAACCGGAUGUGUUGAGACAAGAACAGCUGGCAGAUCCAGAACUGGAGAAGAUUGUCAAGGAGCUCGAAGCCACCGAGGAAGUCGCAGCCCAGCGAUGGACAGAGCGGGGAUAUAUGAUGGAUCAAGGAGUGCUGUACCGGUAUAACCCCGACUCGGACAGUGAAUCACCACAACUCGUAGUUCCAGCUGGUCAACAGCAAGACAUCUUGAAGCAAUGUCAUGACUCUGCAGUAGCAGGGCAUCCUGGUAUUGACAAUACUUACAAGAAAGUAUCACAGCUAUACUUCUUCACAGGAAUGCGCAGGAUAAUAGCCGACUACGUGAAAGCCUGCGUUCAAUGCCAACGAUACAAGGCCACCAAUAACAAGCCUCCAGGCCUCCUCCAGACGCCCGUCAUGAAUCAACGUAACGAGGUGUUGGCCAUAGAUCUAUUCGGCCCAUUACGGGAAGGAGAGGAAGGGGAACGGUGGAUAUUGCUCGUUGAAGACACGGCCACAAGAUGGGUAGAGCUAUACGCGCUUAAGGAUGCUACAGCUGAAGCCUGCGCACGUGUCCUCAUCGAAGAAUUCUUCAUGCGGUUUGGGUUGCCUCGUCGGAUCAUAUCCGACAACGGAGUUCAGUUCAUUUCGGCAGUCAUGCGUCAAUGUAUGUCAGUCUUGGGUGUGACACAGAACUUGGUGCCACUAUACCACCCAGAAGCCAACCCAGCAGAAAGGAAAAACCGCGACCUUAAGGCACAGUUAGCACGAUUGGUUGAAGGAGACCAUAGUACCUGGCCCAAGAACUUGCCGGUGAUCAGAUUUGCUCUAAAUAGUGCCGUGUGCCGUACAACAGGAACAACACCGGCGUACCUGACAUUCGGAAGAGAGCUGCGGUCACCUUCGGAAGCAACACAUGACCAACGUGCCAUACUGGACAAAGAUAACUUUGUUCCACAAAUAACACCCUACUUACGACGAUUCCUCAGCUCGUUGUCAGCGAUCAGAGAACGAGUCGAGAAGCAACAGGACAAGGCGAAAGAAUACGCCGACCAGGCGCGUCGGCGGAUGGAAUACAAGGUGGGUGAUAAGGUGCUACUAAAAUCGCACCUCUUGAGCAAAGGUUCAAAGGCACUCACUGCAAAAUUCAUGCCGAGACGCGAUGGUCCUUACGUCAUCACCAAGAAGAUAAGCCCUACGACGUACAACAUUGCGCGUAUGGAGCUGCCUCACGAGAUUAUAGGGAAAUACCAUGUUCAAGAUUUAACCCCGUUCAUUAGUAACGAUGAUACUCCGCCGGAACCUGUUAACCCCGUCAAGAAACGCGGACGACCGAAGAAGGUAAAAGAGCAGCUAGUCCAGGAACGAGGGCGUACACCUGAACUAGAGGGGGAGUAUAUAGUAAACCGUAGUCCUGUAGCCGCCCGCGUCUUAACCACAAGGGCCUCUCGCGGACGCUUGCCAAUAAGGUUCGCCUCACCUCCCGCGCCCCUCUGUAACGGCCGGCGCAUCUCCCGCACGUGUAGCCGUUAUUGUUAGUCGCGGACGCUUUCCAAUAUGGUUCGCCUCACCUCCCGCGCCCCUCUGUAACGGCCGGCGCGUCUGCUACACGUUCAGCCGUUAUAGGUAGUCGAGGAUUAACCGCGAACGCGACACAACGUUUCCCGCGCAGACCCUAACUUCUCCUAUUCUUAGUAUAGUGUAUUGUGACCUUGUGUGGAAAGGCGACCACUGAUCCACAACCUUUAUAUAAUUAUUUUAUUAGUAAAGAACUGACAUCCACCCC